This is a messenger RNA of Prunus armeniaca (apricot), 639 nucleotides long. The record is from the annotation of a GenBank genome assembly. NCBI's taxonomy places the organism in Eukaryota, Viridiplantae, Streptophyta, Magnoliopsida, Rosales, Rosaceae.
AUGAUCUUAUCUCAACCUUGGCAUCAGAGAAAUCUGAAUGAUAGGGAGACUGCCGAGGUGAUUAAAUUGCUGGAAGUUCUGGAAGGUUUCAGAUUGUGUGCUUCUAAAAGGGAUAGGAGAAGGUGGGAUCUUGAGGUGUCGGGUUUUUUCACCUGCAAGUCCUUUCAAUCCUUUUUACGCAACAAGGGGAGUGUUGUGACCUUUCUUCCUUUCUCUAGUGUGUGGAAGGCCAAGUCCCCCCCUAAGUGGUGUGUGUUAUGUAAGCUUGGUGAGGAGAGUGUGGACCACCUUUUCUUACAUUGCCCCUUUUCCUUAAGUCUUUGGGGGCUUUUGUGGAGGGAGGUUGGGACCGUUUGGGUGAUUCCGAAAGGGUGCGCUGAUUUCCUUUGUUCUGAUUUUGAGGUGUGGGGUUCGGGGAAGCGCGCCUCAACCUUGUGGGGCUGUCUGGUUCACUCUGUUUUCUGGAACAUUUGGAUGGAGCGUAAUAGGAGAAUUUUUGAAGACUACAAGGGGGUGGGAGUGAGUGAUUUGUGGGAUAGAGUUAAGUACUGGGCAGCUUUGUGGGCUUCUGUUACUGAAGAUUUUAAAGAUUAUUCUGUUUCUACUAUUUUGAGGGAUAUGGCAGCAGUGGUUAUGUGA